GGCGUGUACGUUUCCCACGUCUCCCUCCACAACCAGCUAGUUAGCUUUCUAGCUAAAGGAUACGGAACCCGAAAACCAAGGCGAACAACGCAUUUUCUUUAAUUUGUUAACGUUUACUGAUACAACAAACGCGAUCAAUAAUCAGCGUUUGUUUACGGUUUGUAACGCACGUAAAAACGUACCUCUAUAUCGAGGGUAGCGUCGCAUUACCUUGUAUUUUUCACUGCGCCGGUUUUAUGUGAGCACAAAGGCCCACACAAGCCCGCUGUUUCCAAGCAUGUAUCCCUGGGGUACUAACUACGGCGGUGGCCAUCAACCACCUUCGCAGCAGAACUUCGGCGCGCCGUCUCCUCAAGGCGAAGGCUUCGCAGGUGGAUUCGGGAGUUAUGGAGCCGCUACGCCCGCAGCGGCACCCGGUUCCACGUUCAACAGCCUGCGGGAGCAGCAUCUCCAGCAGAUGCAGCAGCUACAACAGCUCCACCAUAAACAGCUCCAAUCCGUGCUGCACCACGACAGGAACGUAGAUGCAAACCCCUAUGGCGGCGGUGGUACUGCGGCCGAAUCGUGGCAAGGCAGUUCGGGAUAUGGGUAUGGUUCAACGGGGGCCGGUGCCCCUUCCCCUUAUCAAGAUGAGUAUCAGACCAUGCAAGCCGGUCCGCCCGGACCACAGCAGCCGCCGCUACCGCCACAGUCCCCGCAGUCCAAGGAGGCCCAGCCUCCCCCACCAGAUUCGACCCUCCCGGUGCCCACUCAGAACAAUGGUACUCCAGCGACUAAAGAGGUAAACACGAAAGAAUCUUUGGCCUCGAAAGACCAGGCACAUUCCUCUGGGUCGGAGGAGGAAAAGCCCGAUUUUACGUCAAUGUCGCUCCAGGAACAGCAGCAGUAUUGGUACAAGCAGCAUCUCCAGAAUCUGCAGAGGCUGAAAGUCGAGAAGGCCAAACAGGGUCAGGGUGAUGGCCCAACGCCCCGGCCCCACUCGACAGCCGCGCCUCCCCCUCCAUCGGAACCCCCUAAGAACGCCCCUCCACCACCCCCACCCAAAGAGGAGCCCCCGCCACCACCUCCACCGGAGGACAAAACGCCUGCACCCCUAGCCCAGGACCCAGCAGAGGCGGCCCGGCUGAAGCAGCUCCAGAGUGCAGCGGCCCAGUGGCAGCAGGCCCAGCAGCAGAGAGCUGGCUACCAGUACCAAGCACUGAUGCGGCACCAUGCUCAGCUACAGGUCAUCCUCAACCAGUACCAGCAGUGUAUCCAACAACCUGCACAGCUCGAGACGAUGUCUAUGGCCAUGCAGCUGAGUCACUAUGAGAAGCAGCAGCAGCAGUUUGACCCGGUGUUUGGAGACUGGGGCCGCACCUUCAGCCAGUGGCAAGAGCAGUUCCAGUCCUACCCACAUAAAGACCAGCUACAGGACUACGAGUUACAGUGGAAACAGUGGCAGGAACAGAUGAACUCUACCUCAGCACACCUACAGGAGAGGGUCACCACCCUGCGAGCCACGCAGCAACAGUACGGAGGUGGCGUCGGCAGCGAUGGCGGUGGACAGUACGGCGCUGAUCAAUACGGUAGUAGUGACCGGUAUGGUAGUGGAGGGUACGGGGACCAGUACAACCAAUAUGGUCAGUACCCACUAUCUGGACCGGACUCGCAGAUUCAACAAGGUCACAUGGUGAGCCCGUCCGUGCCGUCCCAGACAGGUAGCCAGCCCUCGUCCACCUCUGGAUCCAUGUUGCAGGGCCCUCGACCAGGGCAGCAAGGCCCCUCAAACACCCAACGCAUGGGAACCCCAACAGGAAAACCACACCAAGGGCCUCAGGCAGAGCAGUACAACCUGUCUGGAACUCCAGGGAGAGGGGCGGGCCCAGGAGGGAGAGGGGCGGGCCCAGGAGGGAGAGGUGUGGCCAGAUCACCAGUUCCACCACCAGGACAGCCUCCACCCUUCCAAAGCCCCAGAGGACCAAGGUUUGAUGGUCCGAGAGGGAAUGGCCCGCUGUUUGACCAGCAGCAGCAAUCCGGUCAACAGCAGAGGUUUAAUGCUCCACCAGGCCCCAGGUUCAACGAGCAGCGCCAGAGGUUCAACCAGCCUGGCCCCAGAGGACCAGGGCCUCGCUUUGGGCAGCAGGGGUCCCGGUUCGACCAGCCCCCCCCGAGACAAAACCCCCCUGGCUGCUUUGAAAGACCACCUGGUCCCCUAGUUCCCCAUAUAGGCCCACAGCCUAAACCAGACACUAGUAAAGACACACAACCACCACAGGGUAAGACUGAGACGCCAGCGGGCUCCAAGCCUCCUGGUAAUAAACCUACCGGGCCAGCGAAACCAGGAGCAGAACCGGAGGAUAUGUCAGAGGACAUGGUGGACUCACUGGAUGGCUUCUUCGUCCAAAAUGACCCCAUCCCUCAGACGAAGGCAGAAGCUGACGCUGCUGCUGCUAGUAAGGGAUCCACCGUCAACAUGGAGAAGGUGAGCCCUACUGGUCCUGCCGGUACCAAGCCCCAAGUGUCCACCGACGCCUCUGUGUCCCCGAAAACAGAUCCCCCACUUCCAGAGUACUGGGGAGAGGAAGGAGAUCCCUACUGGAUGGACCGGAGGCCCCCUCCUCAUGGCAUGAGAGGAGGCCCCCGAGCCCCCUUCCAUCCUGGGCGUAGUCGCCCUCCACGCGGCCGACCCGGCUUCAUGCACCAGGGGGGUCCCAGACGCCCCCUUCCUCCUCCUCGCGGAGCCAUGGACCCCCAUGACCCUCUAGGAUCCCCCAUGGGGCCUCACGAUGACAUGGACCCUCUGGGACCCCCGCUGCAUCGGGACUACAACCCCAGAGGGCCGCCCAUGCACCACGAUAUGAUGGAGCGAGACAUGAGGGGGCGACCUCCUCCACCUAGAGAGAUGAUGGACAGAGAUCUGAUGGGGCCUGGUGAUCAUCCUCCAUAUCACGACACGGAUAGGGACCUUGGCUGGCCCCCGGGCCCAGGACGGCCCCCCAACCACGGCAGAGUCGGGCCAAGAGGUCCGCCUCCCCUUGAGAUGAUGAUGGAGCGAGGGGGGAUGAGGAGGCGUCCGAUGGGCCCUCGGGGAGCCCCGAUGGGCAGGGCCCGGGGUAUGAUGCAGCAGCCACACGAGGAGAUGGAGGGGUACCCCCACGACGGGUACGGGGAGGAGUUUGGUGGUCCUGAUGAUGACAGGUAUGGAAGGCCGCUGCCACCGCGUGACUGGCCGAAGCGCCCGCCACAUGACUACGACCGCGAGGAGGAGUAUUAUCCCCAUGAGCCUCCUCGUGGUGGGGAGUGGGACAGGGAGAGAGGAGGACCACUACCAGAGAGAGACUACCCUCCCCCAGACCGCUUCAGAGAGGACGAGUGGACUGAUGAGAGGGACCAAGACCGUCCUCCAUAUGCCUACGAGGGAGACAGAGACCGUCCUCCAUAUGCCUACGAGGGAGACAGAGACCGUCCUCCAUACGCCUUCGAGGGAGAAGAGCACGGAAGAGGAGGCAAGCUACAAAGUCGCGGCUACCCGGACGACCCUCCUUACAGGCACAAUGAACCCCCCUACUUGCCUCCUCCAGAGUGGGAGAGAUCAAGACCACCCCUUCCGGAGAGAAACUACCCCUCAGAUUUUGAGGAGCAUAGGCCCCACUACGACGGACGAGCCGAGCCACCUAGAUCCGAUCUAGGUAUCCCUCCACCCACCUCCUCCCAGGCCCUUGCUCCUCCCACUACUGGACCAGACAGCUCUCAGGAACCAGCCUCACAGGGAACUGGACCGGGCAUACUGGCUCUGUCACAACGACAACAUGAGAUCAUCCUGAAAGCUGCCCAUGAGCUGAAGCUUAUCAGAGAAAUGCAGGAGAAUUUGACCGAGGGAGAGGCCCUAUCCAUCACGUCUGACCCUAAGACGGAGCUCCCUGCUGGGCUACUGGGGCUAGAGAUCCCCCCUGAGGUCCGGAGUGCCCUGCAGGCGACCAAUCUCAUUUCUAACUCAACUGCUGCAAAAACAGUGACGUGGGGAGACACCAACCCUCAAGACACUGGGUACAUGUCCUCCGUUCCUCCAGUCCCCAACGCACCAGUCAUCCCGAAGACUGUCGACUAUGGACAUGGACAUGACCUGGGUGCUGCCACGGUGGAGCGGAUCUCCUACGGUGAGAGGAUUGUGUUGAGACCCGAUCCCUUGCCCGACAGGGAGAGGAGUUAUGAAAAAGAACUACUGGGCCCCCUGAGAGACCCCUACCACAGAGACCUGUACUACGACAGACGACCGGUGGACCCCUACAUGGAGCGCAGGGAGUACAGCAGGGAGAGGGACAUGUACAGAGAAAAAGCUCCCAUGGACUUUGAAAGAGAACGAUACGAGAGGGAGCGCUAUCCGCCUCGAGAUGACAGCAAACACUCCAUGGAUGUUGAUGACAGACAACCCCCUGGCCAUCCUCGCCCCGGUCCCCCACCUCCUCGCCCGGGCUACAGGGACAGAGACAUGAGGGAGAGGGAGGGCAGCCGGACCAGUAGAGACAGAGAGGAUACUUAUGGAAGACCUGGGGGUUAUGACAGACCUCCGUUCGAGCGCGGGCCUGAACGUGGGCCUGAGCGCUACGACCAUGGUGACGAGCGCGGGCCGGAGCGCUACAACCAUGGUGCCUCAGCGUAUGGUGAACGGAGGAGUUACCCAGAGGAGAGAGGAGGAGGAGGCCCCACGUCGUCCCACCCUCCUCCCCCCCCACCGACUGCUCCUCCUUCCAGGAUGGAGAAGAAACCGGAGACCAAGAACGUGGAGGACCUUCUCAAACUGCCAGGCCGAGACACUCGUCCAGAAAGGAUCGUCAUCAUAAUGAGAGGCCUACCAGGAAGUGGGAAAAGCCAUGUGGCCAAGCUGAUACGGGACAAGGAGGUGGAGUGUGGAGGGGCUCCACCCAGAGUGCUGGGGUUAGACGACUACUUCAUGACGGAGGUGGAGAAGGUGGAGAAGGACCCAGAAACAGGGAAACGGAUCAAACUCAAGUGUCUGGAAUACGAGUACGAAGCCGAGAUGGAAGACACGUACAGGAACAGUAUGCUAAAAACAUUCAGGAAGACCCUAGACGACGGCUUCUUCCCCUUCCUCAUCAUCGACGCCAUCAAUGACCGGGUUAAAUACUUUGAUCAGUUCUGGAGUGCUGCCAAGACUAAAGGCUUCGAGGUAUACUUGGCGGAAAUCACGGCAGACAAUCAGACUUGUGCUAAAAGAAAUGCCCACGGACGGAAGAUGGAUGAUAUUCAGAAGAUGUCCAGUAACUGGGAGUCGUCUCCACGUCACAUGGUGCGGCUGGAUGUCCGUUCCCUGCUUCAGGAUGCUGCUAUUGAGGAGGUUGAGAUGGAAGACUUAAAUCCUGAUGACGAGCCACUGAAGGAGCCCAAGAAGGAGGAGGAGGAGGAAGAUAUUAAGGGUUACAUUCCACAAAGCAAAUGGGAGAUGGACACUUCUGAUGCGAAACUCGACAAGCUGGACGGCUUGGUGAUGGGGGGGAAGAGGAAGAGGGAGGGAGACGACGUGGCAGGGAUGGAUGACUUUCUUCAGCUGCCAGACGACUACGCCACGCGCCACUCUGAACCCGGCAAGAAGAGGGUUCGCUGGGCUGACCUCGAAGAGCAGAAGGAUGCGGAGCGCAAGCGUGAUAUCGGCUUUGUGGUGGGUCAAACAGACUGGGAGAAAAUCACAGACCAGAGCGGACAGAUAGCUCAGAGAGCUCUCAACCGCACUAAGUAUUUCUAAAAACAGAAGAUCACUGCCCUCACCCCCUGCUUCCUGGUUUAUAGGUCUGCAGACUGUGAAUAUGCUUACCCCGUUUCUCAAAAAAACAAAGUCAUGAAGACUACACAUUCUACCUGUUGACUUUUAGGAGAUCCAUAGUUGUUUAUUCCAUUAUUAGAAUACAGAAUAGAUUUAUCUUGCGUUUAAAAAAACAAAAACAAAAAAAUUAUAAUAAUUCUUGAUCUUCAAUUUGAGUAUUUUUUUUUUUAGUUGUUUUUUUUCCUUCCUCCUUUCGAUGGUAAAAUUCAUGCACCAGUUUAUCUUGAGCUUCGCUUCUCAUUUUAUACUGUAAUGUCUUCCUGUAUGUUAGCACUGUUGCUUAUUUUAUUAAAUAAACGGAAGAAACAAUAAACGUUUCACACACAAAACAA
This is a messenger RNA of Oncorhynchus mykiss (rainbow trout), 6153 nucleotides long. The record is from RefSeq and is a predicted model, not a curated record. NCBI's taxonomy places the organism in Eukaryota, Metazoa, Chordata, Actinopteri, Salmoniformes, Salmonidae.